Molecule: messenger RNA, 982 nt
Organism: Lepidothrix coronata (blue-crowned manakin)
Lineage: Eukaryota; Metazoa; Chordata; Aves; Passeriformes; Pipridae
Gene: POLR2E
Product: RNA polymerase II subunit E
Exons: 8
Coding region: 58-690 (210 amino acids)
Biological process (GO): DNA-templated transcription
Cellular component (GO): RNA polymerase II, core complex; RNA polymerase III complex; RNA polymerase I complex
Molecular function (GO): DNA-directed RNA polymerase activity; DNA binding
Source: RefSeq, a predicted model, not a curated record
GUGUGCGCGCGGGGCAGGCGGCAGCGCGGGCAGCCCGCGGGGUCCUGAGCGGGCAGCAUGGACGACGAGGAGGAGACGUACCGGCUGUGGAAGAUCCGCAAGACCAUCAUGCAGCUCUGCCACGACCGCGGGUACCUGGUGACCCAGGACGAGCUGGACCAGACGCUGGAGGAGUUCAAGGCGCAGUUCGGGGACAAGCCCAGCGAGGGUCGCCCCCGCCGCACCGACCUGACCGUGCUGGUGGCUCACAACGACGACCCCACCGACCAGAUGUUCGUCUUCUUCCCCGAGGAGCCCAAGGUGGGGAUCAAGACGAUCAAGAUGUACUGCCAGCGCAUGCAGGAGGAGAACAUCACCCGGGCCCUGAUCGUGGUGCAGCAGGGAAUGACCCCCUCGGCCAAGCAGUCCCUGGUGGACAUGGCUCCCAAAUACAUCCUGGAGCAGUUCCUGCAGCAGGAGCUUCUGAUCAACAUCACUGAGCACGAGCUGGUCCCGGAGCACGUUGUCAUGACCAAGGAGGAGGUGACAGAGCUACUGGCUCGAUACAAACUGAGGGAGAACCAGCUGCCCAGGAUCCAGGCUGGGGACCCCGUGGCCCGGUACUUUGGGAUAAAGCGUGGCCAGGUGGUGAAGAUCAUCAGGCCCAGCGAGACAGCAGGACGGUACAUCACCUACAGGCUGGUGCAGUGACCCCAGCGUGGGGUGUGAGGAGUUGUGUGACACCUCCCAGUCUCCCCUCCCACCAGCAGUUUACAGGCACUCGGAGCUUCCUGCCCUUCCAGAGAUGGCCAAGGAAAUCCUCUUCCCCUGCUGCCUCUCUGCAGUCCUGGCACUGGGCCUCCCUCCCCAUUUUCCAGCUUGGACUUUGCUGUAACCCCUCAGUCCCAUCCAGGACUCAGCCGUGGAGUCCUGAAGUGAGGGGGAAAGGCCUUUUCUUCCCUGUUUUAUGGGCUGUGGUUUGUAAUAAAGGUUUGUACCCUCA